GAUAAGAAUGAGGUCAACAAAGUGAUCCGAAGUGGAAAGAGAGGAGUGAGGCAAAGGGAAAGUUUGAAGGCUUAUCUCAGUAAUGUGAAGGGACAGCUGAGAGGUGAUGAGCAGUGCAGUCACCACGGUCUUCUAGUUAACCCUUUCUAGACGUUCCCACAAGAAUUAUUUGUCAUAUAUUCAGGACAGUUGACUUUAAGGUGUGUUUGUGUGUGUAAUAUCCGGACUUUAUGGCAAAUAUUUGCUUCUGACGUUGCCCCAUAACCUGCUGAUGUGCUCACAUUCACAUGAACGAGUGAAACAUCACAGCUCCGACUUGUAUUGACAGGUAUUUUUAAAGCUCCUAAACGCAACCUUCCAGCUUCUGCUGCUGCUGCUGCUGCCGCCGCCGCCUGUGGUGCCAGUGCGCAUGCGCGUUGCUGACUCUCCAGUAAUCCGCUGUUUUGGAGCGAGAUUGCAUCCGCGUUCACUUGCUCUUCCCUUGGGUGGAUUUAAAUCAUGUUGCAUGAUAAAUAUAAGGAGACAACACGUCUAUUCAACGGGGACGACCCGCGUGGAGCCGUUUAAUAGAGCCGGCGUGGGAUGGAGCACCUCGAAGAAGCGGCAUUCAAGGAGAGACCGGAGCGAUGCAUGUCUUCUAUAAAAUACAUAGCCGUCUACAACCCAUGAAAGACUUGAAUUAAGAAAUGAUUACAUACUGGAGGAGAUUCGGGUUCAGAUUUUGUAAGAUUUGACUUUCUGGAUAUUGUUUUGUGUGCUGUGUGUGUCACGCUUUCUCAGGCUGCGUGUUGCGUUCACGUACGACACGCUCCGUGGCCACUGCAUACUGUACCACCAAGACUAUUAUUUUUUUUUAAACGAAUAGGCUAAUUAGGAGGCAUGGAACAGCCAAGCAGCACGAUGCGCUUACAAUGUCAGAUCUAAGGAUAAAUUAGCUACCUGCCAUCAUUUUUUUUAAGUUGGGCGAGUUGCUUUCACUGCCCUUAAAACUCCCUAUGGAUUUUUUAUAACGCAACUGAAUAACAAGGAGGCACAUCCUGUGACAAGUUGACCAACUGGACCGACCUGUUUGGAAGAACCUCAAUAGUAAAAUAUAAUUUUUUGUGUUUUUGCAGUUGUAAACAUGGCAAUCCUGUUAUCUUUUUACAAGCAUCCCAUUUCCUCUUUAUGUUCCCAUGUCUCAGAGGUCCAACUUAAAACCCUCCGCGUGGGAAAACCUCAUUCCCAUUAGCUGAUGGAUGCUAUGCAGCUGUGGCGUUUGAGUGCCUCUGCUUCAGUCCAGCUGUUAGCCAGACCACAUGUCUGAAAGAUGAGAUUUGGGGGAAUUAGCGUCAUGCUUGUAGUUUUGCCCUCCCCAGGAAAUGCAGCACAUUGAUUUUCUCUUACUGGACCUAAGUCGAGCUCCAUGCUGUUUAUUGAUUGUUUGCAACUGUCUUGGUGGACUAUGAGGCUAUUGUUGAUGGCCUCUGUGAACCCAGCAUAGUUGGGCAUAGUUCUCGGAAAGGAAAGCAUGAGCCUGCACAAACUGGAGAGACGCGUCCCAAGGCAUGCAAGAGGAAUUAAUAGCAGCCCUGUUGUGGAAAGCCUAAAGUCAACAAGACGGACACACAUGUAUCGCAUUUAACUUCUUGAAAGGAACUGUGGCAAGCCGAACAGGAAGUUAAAUCCACAAUUAAUUUAAGUUGGUUCCACCAGUGCCAUCCUCCUCCUCCUAUCACUGGCGGUGAUGGGGAGCUCAGCCUCAUCCCUCACCGCAGAGACUGAGUCAGACCAUGGUUUCCGCAGCAACCCCUACCCAUCAUCGCCCCCGGUGGGCUGGCUCAGGACCAGUCACAGCAGCCCGGUGUGGGGCACCAGCUUUAUCACACGGCAGCAGCAGCAGCAGCAACCUCCGCUGCCUCACCGGGAGCGCAGCCACUCUCACUCUCCUGGCUCCAUGGCCGCUGCAGUCCGAGGCAGUGAAUGGUCAUGUGGACGCUGCACCUUCUUAAAUGUCGGCGGAGCACCUCGCUGUUCCAUCUGUGAGGCCCCUCGCCAAAAACCUGACCUCAACCAGAUCCUUCGCCUGAGCAGCAGCGAGGAGCACCGUUGGGCUUGCCCCCGCUGUACCCUCAACAAUCCUCAGGGAUCGAAAGCCUGCUCCGUCUGCGGGUUCGGACCGUCCUCCACCACCCCGGCCCCUGCCAUCACAACCGUCGCUGCCACGUCAAACGGUCUCCCGCCUGCUCCUACGGAACCCCCAACGCUGAACGUCAAGCCCACGGUGCUUUCAGAACCCCAAGGACAGGUUUCGUUGAAAGACGACAUGUUGAGACGUUCGGAGAGCAAUGGAGAGGUGGGCGUGUCAGAUGUGCAGCAUCUGGGUUGGGCUUGCCCUCGCUGCACACUUCUCAACACACCUGUUGCACUCUCGUGCUCAGCCUGCGGUGGGCCCAGAAAACUAUCGCUACCCAAAAUCCCCCCUGAGGCUCUGGUGGUGCCUGAGGUGCGCACACCCGUACUGGGGUUCCCCGUGGGCUCAGCAGGGACAGCGCCACUAGUCAUUGACUUAACAGAUGAUUCGCCUCCAGCUCCUCCCUGCGACCCCCAAGAACCUCCCCAUGUGUCCUCACAGCCCCUCUCUUCUGCGUUUAGUGCUUUUACUUCCCUCCAGAAUAACCCCGUGCCACGAAGUCGUAGAGAAGUGCCCCCUACGGGGAGGCCACCAAACCCAGGUAACAACACGCCGAGUCCCACCUCACCUUCAAGCACGGGUGUCCCCCUACAGCCUGGCCCACAACGUCCUUCCAAACCCAAACACGCCCAACCACAAGAGCCCUCAUACCCUAGUAAGCGCCUCAGUAUUUUAGAAGAAGACCCCGAAAAUCAUCCAGUCCCCACAUGGAAGUGCCCGGGCUGCUCUUUGGCUAACCCAGGCGGCCUGUCUAAGUGUGACACCUGUCGAUCAUCACGGGCUGGUGCUGACUUAAUCGAUUUGGGUUGCGAGACCGUACGCUUCACCCCGGCAAGCCCCUCUAGCCCAGACUUCAGCACCUGGGCUUGCUCUAAGUGCACCCUGCGAAAUCCCACAGGUGCUCCAAAGUGCUCAGCCUGUGGUUCUUCCAAACUGCAUGGCUUCCAGGAGCAGCAGGCCCCCCUACCACGUUGCUGCUCACACUGUGGCCAGGUCCCAUCAGGGUCUGGCACAGCAUGCUCCUGUAAUCCCACCUCUUCUUCAUCCUCAUCGGGUCAUAAAACACGGAAACAGGGCAGAGGUUUCCCGUCCUCGGCUUCUUCCACUUCCUCCUUGGAGAGGGCAGGACAGUGGAGUUGCCCAGCGUGCACGCUGCUCAAUGACGUCAAGGCCAAGAACUGUGCGGCAUGCCACACACCCCAGCAGUACCUUACCCUUCGCAAGGUGGUCAAGCCUCUGAAGAGGAGGGAAAGCAUGCACGUCGAGGCUCGUCGGCGAAAUGAUGAAGGUGAAGCCAAGGAGCUUUGGGAGAACAUUGUCAGCUUCUGCAGAGAGAACAAAGUCAACUUCGUGGAUGACAGCUUCCCCCCAGGACCUCGGUCCGUAGGCUUCCCUGAGGGAGACAGCGUCCAACAGCGAAUCAAGAAGUGGCUCCGCCCUCACGAGAUCAAAUGCAGCAACUUCAAAGACCGAGGCGUCAAGUGGUCCGUUUUCCGCACACCGCGGCCCUCUGACAUCCUCCAAGGGUUGCUGGGAAACUGCUGGUUCCUCAGUGCCCUGGCGGUGCUAGCCGAGCGUCCCGAGCUGGUAGAAAGGGUAAUGAUCACCAGGACCAUCUGCACUGAGGGAGCCUACCAAGUUCGCUUAUGCAAAGACGGAACAUGGACGACAGUGCUGGUGGAUGACAUGCUGCCCUGCGAUGACUACGGCUUCCUUCUAUUCUCCCAGGCCCAGAGGAAGCAGCUUUGGGUGGCACUCAUUGAGAAAGCCUUGGCAAAGCUCCACGGCUCCUACUUUGCCUUACAAGCGGGGCGUGCCAUCGAGGGCUUGGCAACACUGACGGGGGCUCCGUGCGACUCCCUGAUGCUGCAGGUCAGCUCCACCAACCCACGGGAGGAACCCAUCGACACUGAUCUGAUCUGGGCCAAGAUGUUGAGCUCCAAGGAAGCCGGGUUUCUGAUGGGGGCCUCGUGUGGGGGAGGCAACAUGAAGGUGGACGAUGCUGUCUACGAGUCGCUGGGUUUGCGGCCUCGCCAUGCCUACUCCAUCUUGGAUGUACGAGACGUUCAAGGAUACAGGUUGCUGCGCCUCCGUAACCCGUGGGGUCGAUUCUCGUGGAAUGGCAGCUGGUCGGACGAAUGGACGGACUGGCCACAGCACCUGCGUCAUGAGCUAAUGGCUCACGGGAGCAGUGAAGGGGUCUUCUGGAUGGAGUACACCGACUUCAUCAAGUACUUUGACUCUGUGGAUAUCUGUAAGAUCCACUCAGACUGGCAGGAGGUGCGGCUGCAGGGAUCCUUCCCGAGCAAGGCCAGCGGUCCCGUCACUGUCACAGCCCUCACCGUGCUGGAGAGGACGGCGUUGGAGUUUGCUCUCUUCCAGGAGGGAAGCAGGCGCUCUGACACCGCCGACAGUCACCUGCUGGAUCUGUGCAUCAUGGUGUUCCGGGCCUCUUUUGGGAGCAGCAAUAAGCUGACCCUGGGCCGCCUGUUGGCGCACAGUAAGAGAGCAGUGAAGAAGUUUGUUGGCUGCGAUGUGAUGCUGGAGCCGGGGGAGUACGCCGUGGUGUGCUGCGCCUUUAACCACUGGCAGAUGAACGUCAGUGGGUCGGGAGGUCCACCCACACCUAUCUCCAGUCCAACCAGUGGAGCCCAGCGGCGACCCAGUCAAGACUUCCCAGGCUACAUCCUGGCUAUUUACAGCUCCAGACAGGUGAUGGUGGAGCAGGUAGAGGCGACCGCCACCACGCUGGCAGACGCCAUCAUCCUGCUGACAGAAAACAAAGGCGAAAGACACGAGGGCCGUGAGGGCAUGACGUGCUACUAUUUGACACACGGCUGGGCGGGACUCAUUGUAGUGGUGGAAAACCGCCACCCUAAGUACUACCUCCACGUCUCCUGUGACUGUACGGACAGUUUCAAUGUGGUGUCAACGCGCGGCAGCCUCAAGACCAUCGACAGCGUCCCACCUUUACACCGGCAAGUGCUGGUAGUGCUCUCCCAGCUGGAAGGAAACGCCGGCUUCUCCAUCACGCACCGACUGGCUCAUCGCAAGGCAGCCCAAGCAUCUCUGGGCGACUGGACGCCCACCAAAGCCACACACAGCCCCCAGCUCACCCCAGACAUUGACGGGCUGCACCGACCCAGGCCGCUAUGACCACCGUCCAACAAUAUGGCUGACUGUCAAAGCACUGGAAGACCGGGAGAAAGACACACAUGUGAAUGUAUUCAUCAACACUGAAGCUUUCAUCCAAGUUGGAAUGAAACGGGGGGAUGGGGGGGUCGGGGACACGCUCAGCCUCAAGCCCCGCUUUUAAAGUGUCAAAACGUGUGGACAGCUUCCGUACAAGCGCUGUAUACGUGGAUUCCCAAAAAGUCAGGGUGGAGUGCUGUAACUACUGAGCCAUUUUCCAAGACUUUCUCCUUAAAACUCCGCCCACUCUGAAUACCAGAAAGAGCACCCGACCCACCAGUAUGGUACCAAUUGAGCCAAACCACUUUCCAUGUAGGUUUUUUUUUAUAAUUUUGACAAUGCAGGUACAGUAUCAGUCUUACAUGUUUCAUCCUUAUACUUUUUAUUGUUGUGCAUGUGUGAAGGUCUUAGAACAGGGGUCGGCAACCUUUAACAUCCACUUCUUGAAAGCAUAUUAGCUAAGCUAAACCUUCUCUUGUUUAUCCAAUCAGCAGUCAGAGUGCAGAGCUUGGCAUGGGAGCCACAACAAGGAGCCUAAAAAAACCCACAUGGGGCUCCGGAGCCGCGGGUUGCCGACCCCUGUCUUAGAAGAAGCCAUCAUUUUUACUUACAUGUUCAUGCUCUAUUUUUAUCUCAGGACCAAAAGGUGUCAUUGAAUUGUUCCUACAAGAGAAAACCUACUACAAUGUUUAAUAUGUCGCCAUCUCAUGGACAUACAGUGUAAUGACAUCAUAACAACAAACAGAAGUCAAACAGCCUAUUAAAUAGCUGACAGCAUUGCACUCACCCAUAUUUUACCUAUAUUGUUUUUACCUCUUUUUAGACAUGAUAUGGACUAAGGAACUGGGACAUUAUCAUAAUAAAUCUCGAAAUAUGGCUAGUGUACACGUACAGAGAAGUAUAUUUUUCACAAACGUGUUGGAUGACUUUUCCCUUUUCUGUUGACUUUAGGCUAAAAUUUGAAUUUCCAUUCAUUGGGAUAUUUGGACCAAAUGUUUACAUUUCCCUUCAUGUGGGUAAUUCCUUUUUAAAUUUGAUUUUUAAAUUUCUGUUAUCAAAUUUUGUUGUUUCCUUAACUCGGACAUUUAAAUGACAUUUCUGUUUAUUUAGACCAAAUAUUGACAUUUCAUAGAGAUGUUGGAAAUUUUCCGUCAAAGAGAGAUGUAUUUAUUUUUGACCUGUUCCUUUUAUUUUUGCUGAUUUCCCUUUAAAUCUCAUUCAUUUUGGACAUUUGAAGGAAAUUUAGGCACUUUUCUUUCUCCAAAUUUUUAUCAAUUAAUUUUUUUUCAUUUGCAUAAUUGUACUCAAAUUCAGAUUUUGACAUUCCCCUUCAUUUAAACAUCCAUCCAUUUUCUAUACUGCUUAUACUCACAAGGGUUAUCCCUAUCCCAGCUGUCUUUAGGAGCACAUUUUCAGGACAUUUAGCUCAUAUUUUGAGAUUUUCCUUAUCAAGACAUUUUGUUCCAAGUUCUUUCACAGCAAACCACACCUUAUUGACCUUGCAACGGAAAAGGGGCCUUCCUAAACUGUUCCCACAAAGCUAGAAAUAUAAACUUAACAAAAUAUAUUGAUAAAAUAUUUAAAUAUUAAAAUUAAUAAACCAAUGAAAAGGUUAUCCCAGCACCUUUAUGUCCCUCUUCCCCCAAAUUGGUGCGGUCUAAACACUGGAGGCUUGUUUACUCCCCCUUGUGUCACUAAAUGGAGUGAAUGAAUGCUGUAUUGGAAGGUCACCUGGAUGUUUGUGUAAUAUCAUACACACAAAUACAUUGGAGUUGUCAAGGGAGUCCCACAGGAGCUGUUAGGACGGUGGUGGGGGAUCUCUCUUUAUGUAUGAGUGAGAAUCCAGGCCCUUGCAUUUUGUUGCAGCAAGAAAAGGAUUUAGGACAGGAUGCCUGACGGCUAUUUUACACUUUUCCCUGUUAGGAUUCCUCCCGUGAAACCGCUGCUGGAGAUGAAUGCGGUACAGUCUAGUGACAACUAGGUUUAUUUUUGUCUUACUUGAAAGCUGCGGAGUGAUUUAAAUUGAAAACUUGAUUUAUUUUUGUCUUUUUCACAAUUUUUUUACCUUCAGGGGGAGUUUAAAAAGUGUAAAUAAGUUUUCCAAAGAGACAUCCAUGUAUACAAUGUCCACUCUUCCAGAUACCUUCACUGAACAUCCGUGCAAUUUAAUGUAUUUUUUAUUGGUUUGCAGGAAGGUGAUGACUUCCAUCUAAUGUUUGUUUUCUGUCUUCAUAGUCACUUUGGCUCUCACUGGUGUCCUCUCCUGUUUAAGCAGUGGUGGUGUUGGGGUUUUUUUGUUUGUUUCACUGGCGCCCCCUACUGCUGGUCAGAAUAGGUUACAGGCUAGAGACAAUAAACACUAGCUGGCCUUUCUCUGCUAUGACAUUGUACAGGUGCAAAGCUAAGCUCUGGUGUAAAAAAAACAAAUGGUAAUACAAAAAACAUUCAAGUAGUUAAAUCCAACAAACUACGGCUUCAAGCUUACGAAUGUGAUAUACAGUAUAUAUAUUUUAUUGAUCCUUUUUUGUCAGGGGGAAUGAGUAUAUGUGUACAAAUUUCUUUGUUUUAAUAUUUCAAUCUCAGGUUCCACUGGACCAA
Doryrhamphus excisus (bluestripe pipefish) is the source of this 7963-nucleotide messenger RNA. It is a transcript of the gene capn15, whose product is annotated as calpain 15. Gene Ontology annotation, biological process: proteolysis. The record is from RefSeq and is a predicted model, not a curated record. NCBI's taxonomy places the organism in Eukaryota, Metazoa, Chordata, Actinopteri, Syngnathiformes, Syngnathidae. Gene Ontology annotation, molecular function: calcium-dependent cysteine-type endopeptidase activity. Gene Ontology annotation, cellular component: cytoplasm.